This is a messenger RNA of Pungitius pungitius (ninespine stickleback), 6380 nucleotides long. It is a transcript of the gene slc6a9, whose product is annotated as solute carrier family 6 member 9. NCBI's taxonomy places the organism in Eukaryota, Metazoa, Chordata, Actinopteri, Perciformes, Gasterosteidae. Bases 532 to 2532 code for a protein of 666 amino acids. The transcript has 13 exons. Gene Ontology annotation, biological process: sodium ion transmembrane transport; glycine import across plasma membrane; neurotransmitter transport. Gene Ontology annotation, cellular component: plasma membrane. Gene Ontology annotation, molecular function: glycine:sodium symporter activity. The record is from RefSeq and is a predicted model, not a curated record.
UUUUUUUUUUAGGGGAGGUGGGAAAGGGGGAGGGGGGAGCGGUUGAAGGCAAAGGAUUGGGAGGGAGAGGGGGCACAUAUUCCUGAAAUGGUGAAAUACGACCGAAAAAGAAAAGAAAAACGUGGCAGAACAUGAAAGUAAAAGAGCGAAAGGAGAGAGAGCGAGAGAGCAAGAGAGGGAGGGCUGAGUAAAAAAGUAUGAGCGCAAAAGAGGGAGGGAGUGGAGGCAGAGCUGGAUUCACAGAAGGAAGGGACGGGGGAGAGGGAAGAGGGAACGGGGUACCAUGCCGAAUGAGCAAGAGAGGCAGAGAGGAAGCAGAGCUCCAUCAAAUGAAAUGAGGUGAACGUAAUUCAGGCAUUAAUCAAGCAAAAGGGCAAAAGGGAGGUUGUACGCUCUCCCGCUCUCUUUCUCUCUCUUCUCUCUCUCUCUCGCUCUCUCUCGCCCGCACGCCACGGAACUGAGAGGCAAGGUGUGAAUGAAGGAGCCCACAGUGGCCAGCAGAGAAGCACCACUGGGUCACAGCAUCAAAUCAUGUCCGAGUCGAACACCACUGCCGCUUCCACCGCGGACCAGAAUGGAGCCGUUCCGGGGGAGCCGGUGAAGAAGGAUGAGAACUCCCGGAGAGGGAACUGGGGCAACCAGAUCGAGUUUGUCCUCACCAGCGUGGGCUAUGCCGUGGGCCUGGGCAAUGUCUGGAGGUUCCCCUACCUCUGCUACAGGAACGGAGGAGGUGCCUUCAUGUUGCCGUACUUCAUCAUGCUGGUGUUCUGCGGCAUUCCUCUCUUCUUCCUCGAGCUGUCCUUUGGCCAGUUUGCCAGCCUGGGCUGUCUCGGAGUGUGGAAGAUCAGCCCCAUGUUUAAAGGCGUGGGCUAUGGCAUGAUGGUGGUGUCCACGUACAUCGGCAUCUACUACAACGUGGUCAUCUGCAUUGCCUUCUACUACUUCUUCAUGUCCAUGACUAACUUGCUGCCGUGGACGUACUGCAACAACCCCUGGAACACACCGGACUGCAGCGGGGUCCUGGGCGGCGGCAGCUACCGGUUCAACGGCAGCCUGGCUAACGCCACCACCAGCCUGGUGGCCGGGGUGUCCGAGGUGGUCAACCGCACCAAGAGGACCAGCCCCAGCGAGGAGUACUGGAAACACUACGUGUUGAACAUCUCCGAUGACAUUGGGAACUUUGGAGAGGUCCGUCUCCCUAUCCUGGGCUGCCUGGCUGUGUCCUGGUUUGUCGUCUUCCUCUGUCUCAUUAGGGGCGUCAAAUCCUCUGGAAAGGUGGUGUACUUCACGGCCACAUUCCCCUAUCUCGUUCUGACCAUCCUGUUCAUCCGCGGCAUCACCCUUGAAGGAGCCGUCAACGGCAUCAAGUACUACCUGACUCCACAGUGGCAUAAGGUCCUCGAUGCAAAGGUGUGGGGAGAUGCGGCGUCACAGAUCUUCUACUCGCUGGGCUGUGCGUGGGGGGGUCUCAUUACCAUGGCCUCCUACAACAAGUUCCACAACAACUGCUUCAGAGACAGCAUCAUAAUCAGCAUAACCAACUGUGCAACCAGUGUGUAUGCCGGCUUUGUCAUAUUCUCCAUUCUGGGCUUCAUGGCACACAACCUAAACGUCCCUGUGUCGGAUGUGGCCGACCACGGGCCUGGCUUGGCCUUCGUCGCCUACCCAGAAGCCCUCACUCUGCUGCCCAUCUCACCGCUCUGGUCACUGCUCUUCUUCUUCAUGCUCAUCCUCCUGGGACUGGGGACACAGUUCUGUCUGCUGGAGACCCUGGUGACGGCCGUGGUCGACGAGAUCGGAACCGACUGGAUCAUCCGGAACAAGACCAUUGUCACGCUUUCGGUGGCCAUAGUUGGAUUCUUACUGGGAGUGCCGCUAACAACACGGGCGGGAAUCUAUUGGCUACUGCUGAUGGACAACUACGCUGCUAGUUUCUCUCUGGUCGUCAUCUCCUGCAUCAUGUGCAUCUGCGUCAUGUAUGUUUAUGGCCACAAAAAAUACUUCAAAGACGUGGAGAUGAUGCUGGGCUUCCCUCCUCCUCUCUUCUUCAAAGUCUGCUGGAGAUUCAUCUCGCCCCUCAUCAUCUCUUUCAUCCUGAUCUUCACAGUGAUCCAGUACAAGCCCAUCACCUACAAUAACUACGUGUACCCCGGGUGGUCUCUGGCUAUUGGCUUCUGCAUGGCCAUGUCCUCUGUGAUCUGCAUACCCGUCUAUGCCCUCUACAAGAUCUCAAGGUCCCCAGGGGCCACCUUCAGAGAGCGGUUGAAGUUCGCUUGCCGGCCACAUCCAUCCUGGGGCCCCGCCCUGCAGGAGCACCGGAUAGGCCGCUACGCCUCCUUGGCCUCCGAAGACACGGUGGAAUCUCGUCCCCUCAGGGAGAAGCAGGAGCUGAAUGAGGAGCAGAAGGGAGAGCUGAAGGAGGAGCUGAAGGAGGACGAGGAGGACAAGGAGAGGAGGGAUGAGAUCAGCCUCACCAUCCAGGGAAGCAAUGGCUCCACCAACACACAAAACAACCCCAAUCCCAGCGCAUAGGCGGCACGGUGCUCCGUCAGCGCUGCCGGGCACCACCCCCAUCCCACCCCCCUUCGGUUCUCCACCAACUCUUCCCUCUCUUCUUCCCUUCUCCCCCAUCCUGCAACCCACUUUCCCACAGUCCUCUGUGGGGGAGAUCCCAUUUGCUGGAGACCUUUACAUAUUGUAAGGGCUUAUAUCCUAAUCUCGUCUAUCUAUCCAUCAAUCUGUGUGUUGUCUCUAGAUAAACAAAGAAGAAAAAAAGCGAAAGGAAAAAAAAAAAAUUGGGUCUUCAUCCAAAAUAUGUAUGUGUAUAUUAGUGUGUGCAUGGUUUGUUUAUUUGUUACACAUAAUUUAAUGCAGUUUUUUUUCCUUUCCUUUUUUUUUUUUUUUAAACUUGUAUAUGUCAUCUUCAUGUGCAGUUAGAGGUACCGUAGAUUGUGAAGCUGCAUGCAGCACCAUAGAGACGCACACUGUUCUCCUAUUUUCUGGUACCUGGGUCUGUGUGGGAUCACAGCCGUGAUUGGCAGCUGGAGACUUGCGACGCGAUAUACGGUGUGGUGCAGUGACAAAGAGGAAACUGGGUGAACUGGGGCGACCCGGCCUUCAACCGCUUGAUAGGAGGCGGUCACACUCAUCACACUAUGGUACAUAUUACGGCACACAGUGACCUCAACCGUAGGUGAUCUCAGAUUAAUACUAAACCUGUUGUUUGUUUUAUGCUGCUUCCUUCUUUUUUUUAGUUUUUAGUUUGACAGAGCACACACGUUUAACACCUGAGAGGGCGGCUGACAAUUUUUCGUGGGGAACGUCCUCCAUUCGUGAAUUUUUUCCAAUUAAAGCUGAUGAUUCAGCAGAGAAAUAUCAGUUAACUUGGAUCGGUGCUGUAGUCUCUGCCGCUGCACACACACACAUUGCAUUGACAUGCAAGCAUUUCUUCCGGGUUUUAAGACAGAAUAGAUCCCAACGCCCAUUUCUCAGGGUCCAAGUUAAACUUGUGUUUCCUUCGCUGUGGAAACCUUGUAGGGACCUUUUAAGUUCAUGGGGACCUUAGACUGCCUAACUCUUCCCCCGCUGUCGACAGAACACACACACACACACGUGCACACAAAACAGGGGGGUGUAGCUCUGUCUGUCAAAGUGCCAUCUCUCCUUAAGUCUUCCAGGCAUUCUUCCUGAGUAAAAUGCAUCUUAGGAUGAGGUCCGUGGAGGAGUAUCCGGGCUAGGGGACGUAGCCAGAGGCAGUAUGGUGGGCGUGUCGUAGUCUGUGUCUCCCUGUGGGUUCUAUCACUCUGCCCCAUUGACACGUUUACCAAAAACACCCAAGUUACCCGAGUCCUGCACAUGUUUUUGGUAACGUAUGUAUGCUGUAUAUCACGCCUGGUACGGUGGUGGAAGCUUAAAUGUGCUUGCAGGUAUUUACUUUGAAGCUCUGAGGCGUGCUGUGCUGUGAGGAGGCAGAGAAGUGCAGCAGAGUUGUGUAGAUUUAAAUGUAGCUGUAUAGUAUGGUUCUCAGUAGAGUUCUCCUUUUUACCUCUUAUUAUUGUAAAGUAACUUAGUAAAUAAUUAUAAGACAACAUGUGUUUAUUUUGUACAAAAAGAAUUACAAGAAAACUACAGAAUCUCACCUAACCAUGUUUACCAUUCCUCAUCCAUGACUUGAUUUGUUGUUGUCGGGUGUGAGUGAGAAGGGCCCGUCUUUUGGUUGGGUUAUCCUUAAAGAAGUGUCCGACUAGAGGCCUUCCAGGAGAACUUUGUAGUGGUGAGGCCACAGACGCGUGUGGCGGUCUGAAUACUGAACAAAUACAGGCAGCUGUCUAUCCGUCCGUCUGUAAGGUUUCUUCGCCUCGUGGUUUAUCUUCGUGAGCUGGGAAGUCGUGGACGAUAUCCAAGACGCUCGCAGACCUAUAGUGAUACCAGUGGGACCAUGGAACAUAUUCUCAAAAAAUACCAGGCUGUAUUAGUUUGUGUUCCUUUUUGCGUAAAGAGUUAGCUGACAAGAUUGAAAGCACUGGCAUGUAUGUGCAGGGGACGAAAGCUGGAUAGCUUAGCAUAAAGACUGGAGAUGGGGAACAGCUACGCCGUCUUAUAACAAUACAUGCCUUCACUAAUGAACACAUUUUUAUCUUGUUUUUUGAGAAUUUUUUCAAGAUUUUUUUUGCAAAUUGUUGUCUUUACGAUCUCGCCGAACAUCAAAUAAAAUAAAAUAAAUGUAUUAAUUAUUGAGCUCUUAGAGUUGCUAGGAUGAUUUGAGCCACACGGUUUCCCUGUGUUCCCAGUCUUUAUGCACCGCUAAGCAGCCGCUGGCUACAGCCUCAUAUUCACCAUACAUACGAGUAAAUCAAUCCUAUUAUCUAACUCUCAGGAAGCAAAAUAAGCAUUUCCAAAUGGUGGAUUCUCCUUAUAAGGAUUUCAUAUGACUUCAUGCUUAUCGGUUUUUACAUAGAUUUUCAUAAUUAUUGAAUUAGACCCCAGGCUCCGACUAGUUUAACCGGAUCAUUUUCAUAAGAUUACAUAGGUCAGGGUUUUUUUUUGGUCCACAAAGCUAGUUUGGCUAAAUCACCAUAGCAACACAUCCAAAAACUUGAAUCUGCUGUGUCGCAGGCUAAUUUAAGUGAGCCGGAUAAGCCUGCCACUCCCACGGAAAGAAAUGACAGCUCCCUUCCUCAGAGAUCCUAUUGAUGAGCGACAUCCGUUAGAUUAGUGCUUUAUAGGGAGAGAGUUCUUCAAGAGCACCAAGAUCCGUUAUCACAUCACGAUGACUUCCUAUACGAGCGCUGUGGAUGCUGCCAACAAGGAAUCAAUUUAGAAGAAGACCUUCUUUAGCCGUACAUGGUUAACCCAUCUAUUCGUUUGUAUCAAUUAGAAACUCUUUGGGCUUGUUUUUAAUCUACUGACUACUCCAUCUAAAGAAAUAUAAUCUGAUUGAAUGGGGAGAUGAGGCACUUCAAAUUAGCAUCAAACAUUUUCCCAACACGCAUUUAACUUAAUUUGCUGUUGGACUGUCAGAAAUCCCGGUUUCGUUGAUCGACUCUUCCCCCUUUUGCAGUAGGACGGCCGCGCAACAUUAUCCUGAUUACUGAUUUUUACUGAUAUUGAUUUUCUACAGGUAGGUCAUAGGAACUCACAUGUGUCAUGUGUCUAAAUGUUAGUGAGUUGUGGCUUUGCUUUCGAUCUAUUGUGACUUCCUGGUUUUGGAAAUAUUCUCCCCACGCAUUGUAUUUUGUAAUAGUGUUUUCUUCAAUCAAAUUAAGAAACCAGGUGCUCUUGGAAACUACACAUCAUCACCUUGCUUCCUUCGAGUCGAAUUCUUACUUUUCCCGGGAAAGAAGGGUGAAUAUGGAGUUGUUUUUCUGGGUGCACAUUGGGAGGGCUUGUAGCUCUGACCAGUUCCUUUGUGCGGUUGUCUUGUGUGUUCAUGCUGUAGUAAGUGAAGCCACCGCGUCACUAUGCUUUCUCUCGCCUCAUCCCGACCCUUCGCCAUCUCUGCUGGCCCCACAACUCUGUACAGUAAUGUAAAGAAUAUAUAAUCGCACUGUGUGUAUGUGCUUGUUCAUCUUUGCUUUUAUCUCAAGGUCGGGGUUAAGUGUCUUUUUUGUUGGGUCGGGAGGGGUGGGGCAUUAUUUCAAUUUAUUUUUUUGAUUUUGUCAUUUUUCUCGUAGUGUAUUGUAGACGACAGUGCGUGUAUCGUGUACUCAGUGUGUAGUGGAUUAGCUCUUACUGCUGAACCUGCAUGAAGAGCAGGUGUAGUGUCAGUAUUAAUGUCAGUGUACCUCUAACCUAAUCGGAACUAGACAAGUCCUAUUCUGCUAAUGAUUUUAUCUUUUAAGAAAGGAAAAAAAACAUUUUUUACUAAAAGAGAAGGAAAA